GGCACUUGGCUGUCAUGGCCCAGGGACUUGCCUCCCCAGUUGGACUGUUUUCUGAUGAAGAAGCUGCCGCCUCUCCUGUCCUGGAAUCCACUGUGGCAGAAUGUGGACUUGGUCUGCGGCGAGCUCUUUUGCCAGACUUCUCUGCCAUCUCUGCAGGCCAAGAGCAGGGUAUUUCCAGUGACAGCGGAAAGGUGAAAGUGUAUGCAAGAGUGCGCCCGCUGAAGCCCACAGAGAUCGAGAAGCAAGAGGAUCAAGGCUGUGUCUGCAUAGAAAAUGCUGACACCCUUCUUCUCAAAGCACCCAAAGAUUCUUUCACGAUGAGAAACACCGAGCGAGGAAUUGGCCAGGCAGUGCACAAAUUCACUUUCACCCAGAUCUUUGGACCAGAGGUAGGCCAGAAAUCAUUUUUUGAUGCGACAAUGAAGGAAGUGGUGAAGGAUGUACUCAAUGGGCAGAACUGGCUUGUUUAUACCUAUGGAGUCACUAAUUCAGGGAAGACUUACACAAUCCAGGGAAGUGGUACUGACAGAGGGAUCCUGCCCCGUUCCCUAGCCAUCAUAUUCAACAGUAUUGGGGCACGGUUGUACCGAGCCACAGACCUGAAACCUUUCCUAUCAAGCAUAGUAAAUUGGCUGGACAGCAAACAGAUUCGUCAAGAGGAAACCAAGAAGCAGGCUCUGAUCUGUGGUGGGAUGAAGGAGGAGGAGCUCUUUACUUCUCUGAGCAAAAGUCACAGCACAGUGUCCCAGGCACAAGCACCCACAAGUGGUAGCAUUGACAGUGGGGUUGGUGGUCUCUCUUCUAUUUGCCAGUCGACAGACCAGACAAACUGGACCCAGCUGGAAGAGAAAGGACCUCACAAGGCUGACCCAGACAGUGUUUCAUUUGUGACUCAAGAGGAUGUGCAAUUUUCUAUCUGGGUCUCCUUCUUUGAGAUCUACAAUGAGCUGAUUUAUGACUUGCUGGAGAUCCCUGCAUCUGCCCCAAACCGCAAGAGGCCAACACUGCGACUCUGUGAGGAUCAGACUGGAAAUCCAUAUGUUAAAGACCUGAAUUGGGUCAAUGUGCAAAAUGCUGAAGAGGCCUGGAAACUACUGAAAUUAGGCCGGAGAAAUCAGAGCUUUGCCAGCACCCACCUGAAUGAGAAUUCUAGCCGCAGCCACAGCGUCUUCUCCAUCCGAAUUCUACACCUUCAGGAAAGCAGCAGUAAAAUGGUCCCAAAGAUCAGCGAGCUCUCACUCUGUGACCUUGCUGGCUCAGAACGCUGCAGGGAACAGAGAGCUGGGGAUCGUUUGAAAGAAGCCAAUAACAUCAAUACAUCUUUGCACACACUAGGGCGAUGUCUCACAAUCUUGCGCCAGAAUCAGCAGACCAAGUCAAAGCAGAAUGUGGUGCCCUUCCGGGAUAGCAAACUAACCCGUGUGUUCCAAGGUUUUUUCACAGGACGUGGGCAGUCCUGUAUGAUUGUCAAUAUCAGCCCAGGUGCUUCAUCAUAUGAUGAGACCCUCCAUAUGGCUAAGUUCUCUGCUAUUGCCAGCCAGCUUAUACAGGCUCCCACAAAGGUGGGGCUCCUGUCUAUCCAUUCACUCAUCAAGGAACACAGCAUUCGAAUUAAUAAAACUGUGGCUGUUUUGGAUGAAGUAACAGAGCCUAAUGAAGACAGCAAAGAUGAAACAGAUGUGACUGCGUAUGAUAAGGAGGACCUUGUGCGUGUAGUUGAGGCUGUGCAAGAACUGCUGCUGAAGGAGCGCCAGGAGAAGUUUCAGCUGGAAAUGCAUCUCCGUGAUGAGAUCUGCAAUGAGAUGAUGGAGCACCUACAACAGAGAGAGCAGUGGAGCAGUGAUCAUGUGGAUUCUCAAAAGGAGAUGUUGGAGGAGCUGUAUGAAGACAAACUGAAUAAUCUGAAGGUGUCGCUGACGGAUUACUAUCUUGAGGAGAUUGAGAAUCGGGACGACAAGAUAAAAGAGUUGGAAGCUGCCUUGCAAGAGGCAAAACAACAGCAAGACUCCAAAGGAGGCAAGAGGCAAGAUACGGAGGAAACUUUACGCAGAUCCAAACGGAUUGCAUCUACGCAAGAAUUGCUGGAGGUGAAAGAUAAGCUAGAGAAAUGCCAGGCAGAGCUGAGUGCAUCUACUCAAGAGCUGCACAAGUAUCGAAAAAUGCUGGAGCCGCCACCUUCUGCAAGGCCCAUUGCUGCUGAUUUAGACCGGAAGCUAGAAGAAGGCCAAAAGAACGUGAGGCUGCUGCGUUCGGAGCUGCUGAAUCUCGGGGAGCUGUUCCAAUCAGCUGAAAGAGCAUGUUGUCACAGCACAAGUGCUGGGAAGCUUCGCGAAGCUCUCAAUAAGUGUGACAAUAUCCUGACCAAGCAGGACCAGACCUUGGCUGAACUUCAGAAUAACAUGAUACUAGUGAAGCUGGAUAUGCGGAAGAAGGCUGCCUGUAUUGCAGAGCAGUAUCAAACUGUGCAGAAGCUCCAGGCUGCAGCAAACACGGCAGCGGUGGCACCAACUUCUAUUAAAAAGCGUUUCUGUGCAAAUAAUGAAAAUUUGCAGCCCAGGAGUCAGCCACCAACCAAGAAGCCCUUCUUGCACAACUUUCUCACUCGCUCAGUGACUCAGCCUGCGGUGACAGAGAGCCCUUACGCUCGCAUCUUGCACGCCCGAGGACCUCCAGUGCUCAAACCGCUGCCCUUUACCAAAAAAUGCUGAGUGCUUUGGACCGGAGGCCUGGG
This is a messenger RNA of Candoia aspera, 2731 nucleotides long. RefSeq names its product kinesin family member 20A (gene KIF20A). Lineage: Eukaryota; Metazoa; Chordata; Lepidosauria; Squamata; Candoiidae. Gene Ontology annotation, biological process: microtubule-based movement. Gene Ontology annotation, cellular component: nucleus; kinesin complex; microtubule. Gene Ontology annotation, molecular function: ATP binding; microtubule motor activity; ATP hydrolysis activity. The coding region runs from base 15 to 2708 and encodes 897 amino acids. The record is from RefSeq and is a predicted model, not a curated record. The transcript has 18 exons.